Messenger RNA from Purpureocillium lilacinum, 1686 nucleotides. RefSeq lists its product as uncharacterized. The record is from RefSeq and is a predicted model, not a curated record. Lineage: Eukaryota; Fungi; Ascomycota; Sordariomycetes; Hypocreales; Ophiocordycipitaceae.
AUGUCGACGUCCGGCUCGGACGCGACGCCCGGCGCUGCGCUGCAGUAUUCGUACAUGUUUGAGACGAACAAUGCCCCGACCAAGCAGCUCGACGCCUUGCUGCGCGCCAUCGCCCGCCACAUCAUCCUCGAGAUUGGCGACAGGCAAGAUGCGCAGCUGACGCCCACCAAGCUCGCCGCCUUUUACAAAGCCGUCGGCGGCGAUUAUGACUCCCUCUUCAUCGAUAUGACGCACCCGUCCAUCGCGUACGUCUGGCAGGUCACCGGCUGCCAGCACUCCCUCCAACCUACAAGCGACGACUUCGCACCCCCUUCGAUCCCUGCCUUGACCUUUCGCGGCUUCUCGCGAUGGGAGUCGCUCGAGAUCCUGCUCGGCCCCGAGGAACAUGUCCCCUUCCUGCAAUAUGCGGUGAAGAACUGGGCCCUGAAGCACCCCGACACGGGCGAAGACUUUCCGCCUGAGCUUCCGGCGACCGUUUUCCCGACACAGCCCAACGUCGAGGUAGACCGUUGGCACAAGUCUUGCGCCGACAGGCUCAAGAGCGAGGCCGCAUCCUCUGCCGAAGAAGGCACUACGCCGAAGCCAUCCCCAGCCGCGGAGCAACCUCCGCCAAGGUUCACCUAUGUCCAUGUUAAUCCCUUCCAACCGACGUCGUCGCCACGUCCGAGAGCGACGGAAAACGACUACUUUGGGCGUCCCAUGUCUUAUACACAUGUCCCGAUGGGGCGCCACGCCAGCACACGCCGUUCGGACAGGUCUCCUCGCCGGGAGGAGACUGCCGAAGAUCGAGCGAGACGAAAGAGCUUCUCCGACUACACGUCGGAGCCCCUACACCCCGAUAUGCCCCCUCACGCCUAUUCCUCGACAUAUCUCGAUCCAGGCUUCAAGCGGCCUACAGAGCAACCCCGGAGACACAGCCACCCGAGGCACCAGUCUUCUGAGUCCUCAGAUGGCGAACCCAUGCCUGAACCCAUCAACCACAAGGUCAAGCGAAGGCGCCAUCCGGUGUCGCCGCCUCCGCCGCCGUCGGUCCGCCGAUUUGUGCCUCCCAGUGCACCCAUCCCGCCACCAGCCGCCUCGGGGGUCCGCCCGCACCGCUCCGACACGCGAUCUGACGAUCCGAAACGGCGAAGCGUGCCGAGCCCGCUUGGCUCUCUGCGCAGCAAGUUGAGCGAGACAGUGUCGAGCAUUCUGCCCAACGGGUUCACUUCGGACCGGCCAAGAGCCGGCUCACGACAGAACUCGUCCAACGACCCCAUCCGCGUGCGGAGGAGUCGCGAGCAGUUUCAGCCCUCGCGAUUAAGCCGCAGCUACUCCGACCCUGACUCGGACGACUCGUCUGAACUCGGGCCCACAGACGAUGUCCGGAGAAGGCGACGGGCCCGGGACGAGCGGGAGCGGGAGCGGUAUCAGCGCGGGCGGGUCCGAGACUCCGAUCGGGACUGGGACGACGAGCGCGACAGGGACUCGGGCGGUCGCCGCGAGCGGCCGUACUUGCGCCGGCCGGAAACGCAACGGCGGACCAGCAGCCACGCCGACAUUGACCGACAGCGAGACCAGCCGGGCUGGGAUCCCCGCGACAGGGAGCACAGGAGGAAGUGGGAGAGGCGGUCGCCUGACGAGUCGACGGUGCCGCCGACGACUGGAGUCUCGGGGCGGCGGUACGCGGAGGCGGCGUAUAGCUGA